Messenger RNA from Musa acuminata subsp. malaccensis (wild Malaysian banana), 2535 nucleotides. RefSeq names its product BTB/POZ domain-containing protein At1g50280-like. The record is from RefSeq and is a predicted model, not a curated record. Gene Ontology annotation, molecular function: protein binding. Lineage: Eukaryota; Viridiplantae; Streptophyta; Magnoliopsida; Zingiberales; Musaceae.
CCAACCAUUUCUCCAUUUGUCCUCCUCCUCCAUUCAAAAACCAAAGGCACAGCCCCUACUUGGUUCUUCCUCACUUGUGUGCAUGAGGAGGUGUCCUGAUGGUGCUGCCCUCCUUAUGAUGGUCCAUUUCCUCCACCUGGUAAUCAUCCCCUGGAUUCAAUUCCAUCAUGCAGCCUCAAAGCCUUUCCCUCCAACCCAAAGGCUGCCCUAAAACCCUAAUGGUGACAAGCCUGUUCGAUUACACUAGAGCAAAUACAGCUUCUUGGUUUCCAGAGUCUGUCACCAGCUGCAGACAAAACCCAUGCAAUUCCCCACUUACAAGAAGAAAACACUUGGAAAGACUCCCGUUUAUGUGAGUGGGUUUGAUGAGAACCUUACCAUUUCUACUUCUCUUACAUGCAUACAUGAAGAGACAAACACAGGCAACCAUCAAGUAACUGUAGAGUGAGAAGGAGUCACCCUAUCCUUAAACCUCCUCUUUGCGAGCUUUCUAUCUCCUCCUCCUCCUCCUCCUCCUCCUCCUCCUCCCCUAGUGUCUUUCAUCCCAUCUUUCUUGGCGUCCAGGAGCCAUGCAUGAGCUCUGUGAUCUCAAGGUCCUUGUCGAUGGGCAGCACACUUUCCUCCUCCACGAGAAGACCAUCUGCUCGUUCUCGGGGAGGAUGAAGAAGAUGGUGAAGCAGGAGCGCAAGAGAAGCCAAGGCAAAGGCUGGGCGGCGCUCAAGAUGAUGGAGUUCCCCGGCGGCCCGGAUGGGUUCGAGUUGGUGUCAAGAUUCUGCUACAACGGCGGGAGCAUCGCGAUGAGCCCAGCCAACGUUUGUGUCCUCCACUGCUCUGCGAUUCUUCUUGAGAUGACCGAGGAGGUCGCCGCCUGCAAUCUGUUGAGGCAGACGGAGACGUUCUUGGAAGGCCUGUUCUACUGGACGUGGAGCGAGAUCUUGACGGCCUUGAAGAGCUGCGAGACCUUGUUCCCCACCGCUGAUUCCUCCGGCCUGGUCUACAAGCUCAUCUCCUCUCUCCUCGAGAAGAUCUCGGCCAAUUCAGGGACGCCGCUUACGUCCGCGACACUCUGCCCUUCCUCCUCCUCUUCCUCCUCGUCGCCCGAGACCUCCGGCCUAAUGCGCUCUUCAUCCACCAAGACUUCCGAGGCCAGCAAGCCUUGUUUCGGUAGGGAGUGGUGGUUCGACGAUCUCACCAAUCUGUCCCCCACCAUCAUAGAGAAGAUGAUGAAGGCCCUCGGAGCCUAUGGCACCGACAACAGGAACCUCAUCUUGACCAGGUUUCUCUUGUAUUACCUAAAAGCUGCAGGCCAAAAGCCAAGCUUUUGUGGUGGUGGUGGUGGUGGAAAUCAUGGGCAGGGCAAGGAAGGGUACGGUGGUCUCGCGGACACUGCAGUCUAUGGAGUGGCACUGAUGGGAAGAACAGCCUUUUCUUGCAGAGGACUCUUCUGGGUUCUGAGAGUGGUCUCUGGCUUGGGACUCAGCAGGGAGUGCAGGCAAAAACUGGAGAUGUUGAUGGGCCUCAUGCUCGACCAAGCCACCUUGGAUGAUCUCUUGGUCUCCGGUCACAAUGAUGGUGCCUAUGAUGUGAAUCUGGUGGUGAGACUGGUCAGGAUCUUUGCGGGUGCUGAGGAGAGCAAUGCUUCAUCCCUGCAGAGGAUGAAGAAGGUUGGAAGGCUAAUUGACAAGUACUUGGGCGAGAUCUCCCCUGACCAUAGCUUGAAGGUCUCUAAGUUUCUUGAACUGGCUGAGAGCCUCCCAGACUCUGCUAGAGACUGCUUCGAUGGGGUCUACAGAGCCUUAGACAUCUAUCUUGAGUCACAUCCAACACUCUCUAUCGAGGAGCGAACGAGGCUGUGUCGAUGCCUGAACUACGAGAAGCUCACGCUCGAGGCCUGCAAAGACCUUGCAAAGAACAGGAGGAUACCACCAGGGAUUGCAGUGCAAGCACUGGCCUCGCAGCAAUCCAAGCUGCAGAUUAGGACUAAUGUGGAUGAUAGGCAUGGCACAGAUCAGAAGCUAAGAAGAGUUAAAUGUGCCGUGCCAGUGGAGCACAAGAGGGCUUCUCCAAAGCUACUGGACGAGAAGGAAGAGCUAAAGUUCAACCUGCAAAGAAUGCAGAACAGGGUGAUGGAGUUGGAGAAAGUGUGCCGGGAGAUGAAAGGUCAGAUGUCCAAGAUGGUCAACAACAAGUCCUACCACAAUGCUAGGGGACUGUCAAGGCUCUGUUAGCUGUGUGCUUCUCCACUGUCCUCCUCAACCUCUACACCUCGCGACACCGAGUUUUUCUUUCUGUAUAGUUCAGUAGAUCUGAGUGGUGUACAUUGCUAGGUGAUGUUUACUUCUGAUUCAGUUUCAAAAUUUUGCCACCUACUGAUUUGUUCUCAUUCCUACCUUGUGUAGUAAGCUCUAGAUAUAUCAGAUCAUCGAAACUGAAGGCUGUUUUCAGAUAUUGUAAAGCUUCUAAGUAUCCUAAUUGUCAUUCUGAGUUUGAUUGAGUUCGUCAGCUUUCCUUUGCUUUCCUCAUUCAUCAGCAAAG